Messenger RNA from Dromiciops gliroides (monito del monte), 1413 nucleotides. RefSeq names its product NADPH oxidase activator 1 (gene NOXA1). The record is from RefSeq and is a predicted model, not a curated record. Bases 1 to 1413 code for a protein of 470 amino acids. The transcript is spliced from 13 exons. Gene Ontology annotation, biological process: superoxide anion generation. Gene Ontology annotation, molecular function: superoxide-generating NADPH oxidase activator activity; protein binding. NCBI's taxonomy places the organism in Eukaryota, Metazoa, Chordata, Mammalia, Microbiotheria, Microbiotheriidae.
AUGUCGUACAGAGAUUUACUGAAGGGCUGGCAUGAAGCUGUCCAGGCUUUAGAUAAGAAGGACUGGGGUUUGGCCUUGGAACUGUUUUCCAGAAUUGAGGAGCCUUCUUCCAAGAUCUGCUUCAACAUGGGCUGUGUGCACCUGCUAACUGGGAAUCCAGAGGCAGCCCUGCAGGCAUUGGAUCUAACAGUGACUAAAGACUCUUGUCUGGCUGUUGGCUUCUUCCUGAGAGGAGUGAUUCACUUUCAACUAGAAAGGUUCCCAGAAGCUCUUUCUGAUUAUGUCCUGGCCUUGGCCAACCUCAGAAACAAUACCUUCAUUGAUUAUAAACAACUGGGUCUUCGGUACAAGUUACAAGCUUGGGAGGUGUUGUACAACAUGGCAGCUGUGCAGUGCCAUCUGGGACUUUGGGAAGAAGCCACCAGAAACUUAGAAAAAGCCAUCUCCAAGACACCAGAGAGGAGUUCAGCAACUCUAGAUGCUGCCCUGGACCAGGUACAGAAACAAAUUUUUCUGGACCUUCUGCAAUUUCCCAUGGGUGAGAUCUUUCGCCCCCGGAAGAAGGAUGUAGAACAGCUGAAUUCCAUGGAUUUCCUGGGGAAGCCCAAGGUUAUUUCAUCUAUCAAUCCUAAUGACAAGUACAUUGGUUUUGAGCCUCUAAGGCCACAGAAAAUCCAUCAACCAGUCUCCCUGGUGGAGCCUGUCAAUCCCCUGAAAGUGGACAAACCGGAAAAUCACAAUGGAAUCCCAUGUUCACUGACAAAAGAACCUCCUAAAAGACUCUAUUUAGACCAAGUUGGGGAACCAGUUUCUCCACUUCAAGGACUCCCUCCUUCUGAGGAGAUCAGCCUGGGCUCUACAAUAUGUGGUGAAACAUCGGUCCCAUCAUCCCAGGGAGAGGUGUCCAGCAGCCCAGACACAUCCAUCAACCUCAGUGUGAAUUGUACUUUCACUGUGACCUUGGAGGUGAAGAGGGGAACAUCUGUACCUGUCCUCAGAGCCCUGCUAAGAGACAAGCUGCUGCAGCAAUUAGAAGGAGCACAGCUCAGUUACAGCCACCAGGACAGUGGGAAAUUCAUUACCAUUUCUGGGGAAGAUGCAUGUAAAAAGAUGUGGCAGAAAGCAGCAGCAGACAGAAGACUGAAACUCCAGUGCCAAGGAACAGAAUGCUAUGGAGGCCAACGACGGGUCCUUUAUCAAAUGGUUGCUCAGCACAGCUACUCUGCGCAGGGACCUGAAGACCUAGAGUUCCAGAAAGGGGAUACCCUGGACAUUCUCUCUGAAGUGAAUGACCAGUGGCUGGAGGGCCAUUGCUCAGGUCACAUUGGCAUUUUCCCCAAGCGUUUUGCUCAAUUGGUUAGUGUGGCCAAAGAAGAUACUCCAAUUGAGCUAUCCAUGACUUACAGCUUCUGA